UCAGUAACCUUGACCAACAACGAGGAAGAGAUUUGCAUUUUACCGGCUGGUGUCCCUUCGAAGCUUUCCCGGGUAAUAGUUAACACAUCGGUGGAUGGCUCCAUUAAAGAAAUCGAAGAAGACGAAGAAAGAUUCAAAGAAGUUUAAGAAAAUCAAACACAAAAACAAGAAAAACAUUAGCAUUGUUCCUGUUGAGAACAAAGGAAGUAGUGAAUGCGAUUGGUGGGAUAGUUUCUGGCACAAGAACUCACUAACCCCAGGUUGUGGUGUGCCUUGUGAUGAAGAGGAUGGUUUCAAGUACUUCUUCCGUGUUUCAAAGAAGACUUUUGAUUACAUAUGUUCGCUUGUAAGGGAGGACCUUAUCUCAAGACCUCCUUCAGGUUUGAUAAACAUUGAGGGAAGGCUUCUUAGCGUUGAGAAGCAAGUUGCAAUUGCAUUGAGAAGAUUGGCUUCCGGUGAAUCCCAAGUUUCAGUUGGAGCAUCAUUUGGUGUCGGGCAGUCCACUGUGUCUCAGGUUACCUGGAGAUUCAUUGAGGCGUUGGAAGAACGUGCAAAGCACCACCUUAAAUGGCCAGAACCUAGUAAGAUGGAGAUAAUCAAGUCUGAAUUUGAACAAUUAUUUGGAUUACCUAACUGUUGUGGAGCAAUUGAUGAAACCCACAUCAUAAUGACUCUUCCUGCAGUUCAAACCUCAGAUGAUUGGUGUGAUCAUGAAAACAAUUACAGCAUGCUUUUGCAAGGUAUCGUCGACAGCGAGAUGCGUUUUCUAGAUAUUGUGACGGGAUGGCCGGGGGGCAUGACCACUUCGAGACUGUUAAAGUUCUGUGGAUUUUACAAACUCUGUGAAAGUGGUGAUCGUUUAAACGGAAAUGUCAAAGUGGUUGAAGGAGAAGAACUUAGAGAAUACAUUAUAGGAGGUUUUGGUUACCCUCUUCUUCCGUGGCUUAUUACACCUUAUGAAGGUGACAACCUAUCAGAUGCCAUGUCGGAUUUCAAUGCAUUGCAUGAGACUGCAAGUUCAGUUGCGAUGAAAGCUUUUGCGCUAUUGAAGGGAGGUUGGAGAAUCCUUAAUAAGGUUAUGUGGAGACCUGAUAAACAGAAACUCCCUAGUAUCAUCCUCGUGUGUUGUUUACUUCAUAAUAUCAUCAUUGAUUGUGGAGACAGAUUGCAUCCUGAUGUUGCGUUAUCUGGUCAUCAUGACCCAGGAUAUGAGGGACAGAGCUGCAAGCAGAUUGAAUCAACAGGGAGAUUAAUGAGGGACAAAUUAACUAAACACCUACAGGUUACCAAAAAAGAAGGCUCGAUGUAGAUGAUCAGCUAACAUUGAGUGGUGUAACCUAACUGCAGAUAUUGUUUAAAUUUUUUAGAGAUGAGACAAAGCAGUCCACGAUCUUUUGCAAGUUACAGGUUUUGAGUGGAACCAAAAAGGAAAGAAACAGAGUAACUUGUAAGGAUGAGUUGUGCGUUUUAUGGCACUUGUUUAAAAUCAAGAAGACUCGCUUGGUGCGUUUUGAAGAACCAAUUAUUGACGUGCUACCUUGGCACUUGUUUAAAAUCAAGAAGACUCGCUUGGUGCGUUUUGAAGAACCAAUUAUUGACGUGCUACCUGAACCGGAUAUUUACUCUCCAAAAAUUAUUGGUAGAUUCAAUAUAAGGCUCUGGUAACACAUCCAUACUUGGUUCUUGAAAAUGAACCGAGCGAGUCUUCUUGAGUUUUUUGGAUGAGUUUUCACUAUUGUCAUUCGAAACCCUCUUCCCACUACUAGUACCUGAAAUUGUCUUUGAUGAACGUGCCCCAUCUGUUUGGACAUCACUGGUCCUUCUUGCUCCCCCUGGCACAGAUGGACGGAAAUUAGGAUUGGCACUGUAAUUGACAUAGCCAAAUAUCUCUCUCAACAUUUUAUGAUGUAAAAGCCUUUUCUUUCUAAACAGCUUCUUACCACCAUGGUCCUGUGAAAGACAAUAAAUCGAGGACCUUAACUAGAGUGAAAAGCUUAGCUUUAACAAACUUACCAAGUAAAGAUCUUCCCACAACUCAUCCUUACAAGUUACUCUCUUGUUUUUUUCUUUCUGUUCCAUUCGCAAUCACUAACUUGCAGAAGAUCGGUGAGCUGCUUUCUCUCAUCUCUUAGCAAGAUCCUAAAUGUUGAAGAUAUUCUCACUCUCAAAAAGUUGCAUUGGCAUUGGGGAUUCUACUUGGUGAUUUCUUGCUACUAUUAGCAGAGCAUCUCUUCCCCUAGGAAAAAGAGGGCCUCUUCAAAAAGCUUUGUUUCAGGCCAUGUUGAAGAUAAAAACGGAGUUCAGGUGCAAAAUCUUUCUGUAUGUAGAAGAGGGUACUUCAUGGUCCUGGAGUAUAUGUGAUGACUUACGAUUCAUACCUAAACUGUUUAACAUGUCAUUUAGGUAAACAAAAUUUUCUGGCGAACUUGAGAUGAGAAGCAAUUAGUACACAGUCUGUCUUUAUAACUUGGAAUGACAACAACAAUAACAUACCCAGCAUAAUUUGGGGAGGGUAAUAUGUACGCAGACCUUAUCCCUACCUUGCCUGUAAAGGUAGAGAGGCUAUUUUUUGGAUACCCUCGGCCCAAGGACAAAAUGAAAAGGAGCAGUAUCAACUAGCAGUAACAUCAGUGAUAUAGUGAAAUUGUUUCGAAGAAAGAAAUUGGAAAACAAGAGCCCAACCUUGUAAUCUCUUCUAUCAAGAUUUUUCUUGACUUCUUCAAGCAUGCUAAUUCCACUUGUA
Messenger RNA from Nicotiana tabacum (common tobacco), 2743 nucleotides. RefSeq names its product protein ANTAGONIST OF LIKE HETEROCHROMATIN PROTEIN 1-like. The record is from RefSeq and is a predicted model, not a curated record. Gene Ontology annotation, cellular component: ESC/E(Z) complex; PRC1 complex. NCBI's taxonomy places the organism in Eukaryota, Viridiplantae, Streptophyta, Magnoliopsida, Solanales, Solanaceae. Gene Ontology annotation, molecular function: chromatin binding.